Messenger RNA from Lacerta agilis (Sand lizard), 3106 nucleotides. It is a transcript of the gene SCAI, whose product is annotated as suppressor of cancer cell invasion. The transcript is spliced from 18 exons. Gene Ontology annotation, cellular component: nucleus. The record is from RefSeq and is a predicted model, not a curated record. Gene Ontology annotation, biological process: DNA-templated transcription. The coding region runs from base 48 to 1886 and encodes 612 amino acids. Gene Ontology annotation, molecular function: transcription corepressor activity. Lineage: Eukaryota; Metazoa; Chordata; Lepidosauria; Squamata; Lacertidae.
CGCCGCCGCCGCCGCUGCCGCAGCUCCAUCCUCGCUCGGGAGCGCGGAUGGUGAGAGGGGCGGCUCGCCAGCCCCGCACCGGCCCGGCCUCCAGAACCACAGGCCUGGCAGAGAAGCCCCAUCGCAGACGCAAAAGCAGGACUGAGUUUGCCCUGAAAGAAGCCAUGUCGACAGGCGGCAUGGAGGAUGACAUCCCUCAGGGAGAGAGGAAAACUGUCACGGACUUCUGUUAUCUGCUGGAUAAAUCCAAACAGCUCUUCAAUGGCUUAAGAGACUUGCCUCAGUAUGGACAGAAGCAGUGGCAAUCGUAUUUUGGGCGGACCUUUGAUGUUUACACCAAGCUCUGGAAGUUCCAGCAGCAGCACCGGCAAGUUCUGGACAAUCGGUACGGAUUAAAGCGCUGGCAAAUUGGUGAAAUCGCUUCCAAGAUUGGGCAGCUUUACUACCACUACUACCUUCGCACGUCUGAAACCAGCUACCUGAAUGAAGCCUUUUCCUUCUACUCUGCUAUCCGCCAGAGGUCUUACUACUCCCAAGUCAACAAAGAAGACAGGUCAGGCCAUGCCUCAGUCUUGCCUGAACUGGUAGUUAAGAAGCUGCGUUAUUAUGCACGAUUCAUUGUGGUUUGCCUUUUACUGAACAAAAUGGAUGUCGUCAAGGAUCUUGUAAAGGAAUUGUCAGAUGAGAUUGAAGACUACACCCACCGCUUCAACACGGAAGACCAAGUGGAGUGGAAUCUGGUUCUCCAAGAGGUGGCUGCAUUUGUCGAGGCAGACCCUGUGAUGGUGCUGAAUGAUGACAACACCCUUGUGAUCCUCUCCAACCGCCUCUCUGAAACGGGAGCCCCUCUGCUGGAGCAGGGGAUGAUCGUAGGGCAGCUGACUCUUGCAGAUGCACUUAUUAUUGGCAACUGCAACAAUCAGGUGAAGUUCAGCGAGCUGACAAUCGACAUGUUCCGGAUGCUGCAAGCUCUGGAGAGGGAACCUAUGAACUUGGCAUCACAAAUGAGCAAGCCAGGGCUGCAGGAGACAACUGAAAAGCCAGCAAGAAGGGAAAACCCUCACAAGUACUUGCUGUACAAGCCAACCUUCAGCCAGCUGUACACCUUCUUGGCUGCGUCGUUUAAGGAGCUGCCUGCAAAUAGUGUCCUGCUCAUCUACCUGUCAGCCACUGGCGUGUUUCCUUCAGGUCGUUCGGAUAGUGAAGGUCCCUAUGAUUUUGGGGGUGUCCUGACAAACAGCAACCGGGACAUCAUAAAUGGGGAUGGCAUCCACAAGCGGAACCAGUCGUACAAAGAGAUGCACUGUCUACACCCUGGUGAUCUCUAUCCUUUCACGAGGAAGCCUCUGUUUAUCAUAGUGGACUCCUCUAACAGCGUUGCCUACAAGAAUUUCACAAACUUAUUCGGACAACCACUGGUGUGCCUACUUUCACCAACAGCAUAUCCAAAAGCGUUGCAAGAUCAGUCUCAGCGAGGCAGCCUCUUCACCUUCUUCCUGAACAAUCCUUUAAUGGCAUUCCUAUUUGUCUCUGGAUUAUCAAGCAUGCGCAAAGGAUUGUGGGACAAGUGUCAUGAUUACCUUCGCAAAAUCAACCGGGAUAUUGCACAAUUGCUGACUCAUUCCCGUUCCAUAGAUCAGGCCUUUCUCCAGUUUUUUGGAGAUGAAUUCCUUCGCUUACUUCUAACAAGAUUCAUCUUUUGCUCAGCUACCAUGAGGAUGCACAAAAUCUUUCGGCAGGAAACUAGAAAUUAUCCAGAAUCCUACCCCCAGUUGCCAAGGGAUGAAACUGUGGAGAAUCCACACCUCCAAAAGCAUAUUUUGGAGUUGGCUUCAAUGCUGGAUGUUCGAAAUGUGUUCCUGGAAACCACGCUUGAUGAUUAUUAAAAUGGAAAUACACAUUCUGGCUUUCUUACUGCAAUGGGGUGUUUCCCAGCCACAGAUUUUUGAAAUGGUGCAGUUUUCUAAUGUGAAGAUCCACAAAAGGAAUUUACUUGAUUUUUAUUUUUAAACUUAAUGAUUAUUUUUUUAAACAAAUGGAAUGGCUGUGGGCAUGGCUGUUCCAUUCUGUAUGGGGUCAAUUUUAUAAACUAAUCCCUCCUGCAUCUUUUUAAAAAAAUUAAAGACUUAAAUGAAUCCCUUGGGUUUAAAAUUUUGGUUUUUGGUGGUUGAAAACCAGCGACACAUCAUAAAUGAGCCUAAGUAUUUAGGGAAAAAAUGCUAUUGGUCACUUUUUGCCCUUGUAUGUGGAAAUUCUUUAUUUUUGUACGAUUUUUAAAAAUUUGGAAGCAAAAACAAAACACAAACAAACCAAGAAGAAGACCUCUUCUGUCCCCAAAGAUUCUGGAUUUGAAAUGUGAAACGUGGGAUCACUCAUUGCAAAGCAGCAAUAGCAAUAAUAAAAAGUCUUUCAAAACAAGAUAUGUAUGGCCAACUCAAGAAGGAGCAUCACUUUCGAAGGGAUCGCAGAAAAUGUAGUGUUCCCUACUCCCAUAAAUCCCCUUAUCCAGAUGUUAAAGCUAUGUUGCAUGUUGAUUAAGAAUGCAGGACUUUUAUCCCAUCUCAGCCUGUGAAGGAAUCGUCUCCUGACAUAUGAAUCGCAUCAAGAGACUGGCCCCAUCUCUUUAUUGGACCACCCUCCGUGCCUCUUGCAGAGCCAUGACGAUCCUCCUGCCCUGGAAGGAAGGUCAGAACCAGUCAGUUUUUGGGUUCUGAAACCUCAGAAGGAGACAAUCUGCCUUCCUCCGCCACACAAUGAAGUAUCAUUCCUCAGCUUCUGCCCAGAGAGUUGUAUCUAGGGAUGGAAAAUGCCAGCCUCUCUCUGCACAUGAACACAUGGCAAGGAACUGCUUCAAACUACCACUGCCACACUUGAACUGUGAAUAAACCCUUAAGCUGUUUGUGGUGUUCCCCAGAUCCAAGAGAGCCACUUUUCUUACCCCCCCACAUCCUACCCAGUCUUUUGUGAUUUGACAACACACAUUGAUGCUGUGUAGUGGGGAAAAGAUCACUGCCUUGCCUCUGUGGCUGACCUGCUCAAAAUAAAACCUUGUUUAUAGUUGUGGGAAAGGCAUGUCCCUCCCCUCACUGCCUGUGUAAAACAUGAA